GUGGCCCGGGAGCGGCCCAGAGGAGCCGGCGGCGGCCAGAGGAACGAGGGACGGAGCCGGGAGCCAUGCCGCGCUGACCCGGGGGGCCCGCACAGCCGCCGCCGCCGCCACCGCCGCCGGGUGGGGUGGAAGGGGCGGGAGCCGCCGCCGCUGCCGCCGCCGCCGCCUCCCGGGUGGGCGCCCUUCGCCGUGGACGCCGGCGGCCCGGGACGAGGGUUUCAUCGCCUUAAAUGGUUUUGA
Rangifer tarandus platyrhynchus (Svalbard reindeer) is the source of this 240-nucleotide messenger RNA. Lineage: Eukaryota; Metazoa; Chordata; Mammalia; Artiodactyla; Cervidae. The record is from the annotation of a GenBank genome assembly.